Messenger RNA from Pongo pygmaeus (Bornean orangutan), 3975 nucleotides. RefSeq names its product pleckstrin homology domain containing S1 (gene PLEKHS1). The transcript has 13 exons. NCBI's taxonomy places the organism in Eukaryota, Metazoa, Chordata, Mammalia, Primates, Hominidae. The coding region runs from base 217 to 1623 and encodes 468 amino acids. The record is from RefSeq and is a predicted model, not a curated record.
UUUCAAUUUGAGGCAAGAAUAAAAUCUGCUCAAGGAUAUUAGUUUGAGAACUUCCUGGUGGUUUAGAUUUCAAGCAGAGCUUGUGCUUAACCCUCACCCAGGCACCAAGGCUCAGAGUCAGCAGGAGUGAGUUCAGGAAUCCUCGGGACAAGGCACUUUCCUGAGCACUGGACAAGCAACUUCUUGGCUUCCAGGGAGGACAGACACACAGCCAUCAUGGAACCCAAACCUCAGAAGAGUCCAGGCAAACAAUUUACAUUUUCUUAUGAAAAUGAAGUCUGCAAACAAGAUUACUUUAUUAAAUCACCACCUUCUCAGCUGUUCUUCUCUGUGACCUCUUGGAAAAAGCGGUUUUUCAUCCUGUCAAAGGCUGGGGAAAAGAGCUUUAGUCUUUCCUAUUAUAAAGACCAUCAACACCGAGGUUCCAUAGAAAUUGAUCAAAAUUCCAGUGUAGAAGUUGGCAUAAGUAACCAGGAAAAGAUGCAAUCUGUGCAAAAGAUGUUUAAAUGCCACCCUGAAGAGGUCAUGUCCAUCAGAACCACUAACAGGGAAUACUUCCUCAUCGGCCAUGACAGGGAGAAGAUUAAAGACUGGGUCUCCUUCAUGUCAUCAUUUCGCCAGGAUAUAAAAGCAACACAGCAGAACACAGAGGAGGAACUCUCAUUGGGUAAUAAAAGAACCCUCUUCUACCCCAGCCCUCUCCUUGGCCCUUCCAGCACAUUAGAGGCUGUUGGCUCCAGCUCACCAAGAAAUGGUCUCCAAGACAAGCAUUUAAUGGAACAAACUUCUCCAGGAUUUAGGCAAGCUCACCUACAAGAUUUAUCAGAAGCCACUCAAGAUGUGAAGGAAGAGAAUCAUUAUCUUACUCCUCGAAGUGUUCUUUUAGAGUUGGAUAAUAUCAUUGCUUCCAGUGAUUCUGGUGAAUCCAUUGAAACUGAUGGUCCAGACCAGGUCUCUGGAAGAAUCGAGUGUCAUUAUGAGCCAAUGGAAUCCUAUUUUUUCAAAGAGACAUCCCAUGAAUCUGUGGAUAGCAGCAAAGAGGAACCCCAGACCCUUCCAGAGACCCAGGACGGGGGCCUCCACCUGCAAGAACAAGGCUCAGGAAUUGAUUGUUGUCUUUCCCCUGCUGAUAUGGAAGCACAGACCACAAAUAACCAAAAGGGGUCGGCCUCACUAACUGUUGUGCAAUUGUCUAUAUUAAUCAAUAAUAUCCCUGAUGAAAGCCAAGUGGAGAAACUGAACGUUUUCCUUUCUCCUCCUGAUGUCAUCAACUAUCUUGCUCUCACAGAAGCCGCAGGACGGAUAUGUGUGUCUCAGUGGGAAGGCCCCCCACGUUUGGGAUGCAUAUUUUGCCACGGAGAUCAUCUUUUGGCAGUGAAUGACCUGAAGCCCCAGAGCCUCGAGGAGGUCUCCUUGUUUCUCACCCGGUCCAUCCAGAAGGAGAAAUUAAAGCUUACCAUCGGCAGGAUCCCAAAUUCAGAGACAUUCCAUGCUGCAUCCUGUAUGUGUCCCUCAAAAUGCCAAAGGGCUGCACCUUCUCAGCUGGAUAAGCCUAGACUGAACAGGGCUCCCAAGAGGAGUCCGGCCAUUAAAAAGAGCCAGCAGAAAGGAGCCAGGGAGUAACGCACCCCAGACCCAUGGCAGCAGAACCAGGAUGGAGCUGGACUGUCCAGCUCUGCCCCCUGCUGCUGCCGUGUGAUAGGAGACAGUUGGCACCCCCCUCUGAAUUUCUGCAUCUGCAUCUUAACAAUGGGGAUGACUAUCCCCUCUCUGGUUAUUGCACCAGAGAUGUUAAGAGGGUCAUGUGGCAUGAUUGGAGAACCUGGGGGAAAUGGAAGGCCUUAUUAUCUCAGCUAUUGUCCCAAACACCACAGACACAGAUUGGGUCAGUCCCUCAUGUAAUACAUGCUGUGUUCUGUGAGGAUGUGGUCCACACAAUUCCUUCUUUGUUAAGGGACAUACAGUUGCAAAUACUCACUGCAAGAAGGCAAGAUUCCCAAGGGAGAUGUGAUACCCAAUCAGGCUUCCCAGACACCUCCUUCCCAAACAAACACCUCCCUCCCAACACCUCCUUCCCAAACACCACCUUCCCCAACCCCUCCUUCCCCAACCCCUCCUUCCCAAACACCUCCUUCCCAAACACCUCUUUCCCAAACACCUCCUUCCCAACACCUCCUUCCCAAACCCCUCCUUCCCAACCCUCCUUCCCAGACCCCUCCUUCCCAGACCCCUCCUUCCCAGACCCCUCCUUCCCAACACCUCCUUCCCAAACCCCUCUUUCCCAAACACCUCCUUCCCCAACACUUCCUUCCCAACACCUCCUUCCCCAACACCUCCUUCCCCAACACCUCCUUCCCAAACACCCCCUUCCCAAACACCUGCCUCUCCUCAACCCCACAGGCCAGAGUUCUGAGAGAGAGUGGCCUUUUGGAUUCAAUAAGUAUCUUGUUCUCUUAAAGACUCAGCAACGAUUUUAGAAGUCGCAGCAGUUUUACAUCAUAUGCAGCCAAGAUCAGCUUGCUCUACAAGCAAUAACAGAACUACUUAGCACUUCAAGGUUGAAAAUUCUUCACUAAUGGAUCCAUUGACUAAUUGAUCCUGGAAGGCCAAAGGAUUAAAAUUCUUGUUUAUAAAUAGGAAAACAAAGGCAGAGAGCUAAAGCACUAAUCAAAUCGGGGAGUGUUAGAGCAAAAACAGGCUUCAGAAAGAGUAUUUUACCAUGUUGUUGCUUCACGUGGAAGAAAUCAAGCCCCAGAGCAAUGAAAGGCGUACCUUCUUUGUUUCUCCAAGUUUCAUAACCGUUCAGUUGCAGAACCAAUAAUCUACAACCAGCUCUGGGAAACAAAUGUCCAGAUGCCAGCCUCAUAUUUGAACUUGGAUUUGAAAAUACCUUCAGCACUUAGAAGAGACAUUCAAAUACAUUUCAUUUCCUGUUAUCCAGAUUGUUCGGAAAGUAUGAAAAAUUUUUCAUUUACAUGCUGAUAUGGUUUGGAUCUGUGUCCCUAACAAAUCCCAUGUUGAGUGUGGUCCCCAGUGUUGGAGGUGGAGCCUGGUGGGAGACAGCUGGAUCAUGAGAUCGUGGGGGUGGAUUUCUCAUGAAUGAUUUAGCAUCAUCUCCUUGGUGCUAUUCUCGUGAUAGUAAGUUCUCGUCAGAUCUGGUUGUUUAAAAGUGUGCAGCAACUCUCCGCUCACUCUCUUCCUCCUGCUCCUGCCGUGUAAGACGCCUGCUCCAUCUGCCACAAGUGAAAGCUUCCUGAGGCCUCCCCAGAAGCAGAUGCUGCCAUGCUUCCUGUACAGCCUGCAGAACUGUGGACCAAUUAAACCUCUUUUCUUAUAAAUUACCCGGUCUUGGGGAUUUAUUAUUUAAUGUGAGAACGCAUGCCCUUUUGGAUCUACUGUUUCUACUUUUAUAAAUUUAUCCUGCAGAAAUACACAAAUACACAAAGAUACAUGUAAAAAAAGUAGUUUACUGCAGUACUGUUUGUAAUAAUAAAAAAUCAGGCUGGAUGUGGUGGCUCAUGCCUAUAAUCCCAACACUUUGGGAGGCCGGGACAGGUGGAUCACCUGAGGUCGGGAGCUCGAGAACAACCUGACCGACAUGGAGAAACCCUGUCUUUGCCAAAAAUACAAAACUAGCUGGGCACUGUGGCACAUGCCUGCAAUCCCAGCUACUUGAGAGGCUGGGGCAGGAGAAUCACUAGAACCAGGAGGCAGAGGUUGCGGUGAGCUGAGAUCAUGCCAUUGCACUCCAGCCUGGGCAACAAGAGCAAAACCCCAUCUCAAAAAAAAAAAAUCAUUUGAGUAUUGCUUAAUUCUGAUUUCAUAUCAUUGAACACUACAGAUGUUAAAAUGUUCAGCAUGCACAGUUCUGUAAAAUUGUUCAUGAUAUAUUAAGAAUGAAAGAAUCAAGUUGUAUAAUACGGAUAACAUCAUCCCACUUUUGUACAAAUAAAUGUUUGGUGUUUGUGUGUAUGU